AGAAUUAGUUUAUUUUUGUUUUUAAGUCUCUUUAAGCUGUCACCAAUAAUAGAUACCAAAUUAAAUCCCCAUAAGUCCAUAAGAUUAUUUAGUAUGCGUGGAAUACUAAAUAAUUCCCCAGUGGGUGUGGAUGCGUGGCAUACCCAAUUAAAUUUCCCGUGAACUCAUAGUCAAGAAAUGCACCAACUCAUUAUGCAUGCAUAUACACUCUGUUAGAAAUCUCUAAUAGAAUUCUAUUUCUACUGCUUACAAUUAGUAUUAAAAUUAUGCGUUAUGGUAAGACUUUACUACCGAUAUAGUAAAGCUAUUACCGCACAGUAUUACUUAUCAAUACCACUUUCGUAGUCAUUUCUGAAUACCGCAUGGUACUAUUUUUAUACUGGAUUUCUAAAAGUGCAUACAUACAGAUCUUGCAUGUUUCCAUUGUGCUUGUUCCUAAUAGAAACGUAGAUUUAUUAUAAUUAAUGCAGAACCAUUAUAAUUAACGUGUGUAACUGGUUGCAGGUGCCACCAAGAAAAGUCUUUCAUUUCUUAUCCGAUUUCGUUCGGGUUUGUUUUAAAUGACACGUUAUAGAUUUCCGCACAUUAAAACAUGGACGAGUCAUGACCUUUGCACGACCUGACGGGCAUCAUCUUCUCAGCAAGCUUCACUGCACAUCUUGUUUGACCAAAGACGACAGAACAAGGCAGCUAAUCAACUUUGGUUCCGCAGCUAACCUACGCUACGCCUAAUUGAAAUUUCUACACUCUCAUGCUAGCACAGAGGGAAGGGAAGAGACCUUAUUGUAAAAGUUGUGCUCAUUGUUUGGUUCAAUGUGAGACGCCUCCGCAGCAGUGACAAGUCUCAGGAUUACGCCUCAUCUCUCAAGUCUCAACAACUUUCUUCCUUUUACAGAGAAUAAUACCUCAUGUGUCUUUUUUUCCUGUGGAUUUCCAAUUUGCUCUCUCAAUACGGGAAUCGGUGAGGAGAUGAUGUGAAAAAGGAAGCAGCAGAGCAGCCAAAAAUUGGAGAAAGGAGAAAAGAAAGUAAAGCAAGCCAACAGUCCGACUAAGUGAAUUGCUCUGUUAUUAUUAGGUUGACAACAAACUGGUGGGUAAAAGAAUUGUCGUUAGAGAGUCACCAAAUAGAACAAGCAUUACUUAGCCGCAGCAACACCAGAAGAUUUAAGAAACAUAAUUUUUUUGUCGCCAAAUGGGGAAUGCCAUCGUGAGACAGGAGUCGGAGUCGAGUGACCACCCACCUCCGCACUCGACGCCCCACCACCCGCCCUCCCUUCCACCCAGAAAACAUUCUACCGUGAGCAGCCAGGCGAGGCUGCUCCUUUGUGGCCCCCCUCCCGUCGAGUGGCUCACGGAGGAGCAAAAAAUCUUCAUCAGGACCAGCUGGAAACUUAUCGAAGCUGACAUAAGCCGCGUUGGGGUCAUCACAUUCGUCUCACUGUUUGAAACACACCCUGAUGUCAAGGAGGUGUUUUUACCGUUCAAUGGAAUCAAACAUGAGGAACUCCAGCACAGCAAACAAUUACGCGCUCACGCUUUAAGGGUCAUGGCAUUCGUGCAGAAGGCCGUGGCACGUCUGGAUGAAAAAGAAAAAUUGGACAAGCUGCUUGAGGAAUUAGGGAAAGCUCAUUUUUACUACGGCGCUCCAAAAAAAUAUAUCGAUCACGUUGGCCCCCAAUUUAUAAAAGCGAUCGAGCCAGUUUUGUCAGAAAUUUGGUCGAGCGACCUUAAGGAUUCCUGGAUGCAACUGUUCGCGUACAUUACCCAUCACAUGAGAACAGCCAUCACGUUGGCUGAAAAGGCCAAGCGUGGAUCAAAAUAGGUACAAAAGUCGGCAGAAGGAAAAGGAAUCCAAAGAAAGUCAUCUAUCCGUAUGUAAUAAUAAUUCGUACAAACAUCAGGAUUGGAUUUAUACAUGAUUGAGAGCUUUCCUCCACCUCGUCGAGAUGAAUAUUUUGUUAUUCUACAUGGGAAUUUUACGCUGAGUUGUUUCCCUACAACAGAAGACCACCAAAUCCAACACAGGGCAGAGUAUAUGUAAUUUAUGUAAUAUUUCUUAAGAAUAUCAUUGCUUAUUUAUUUUCAAAAUUGUUAACAUGAACAGUGGAAAUUGAUUGGAUAUGAUAUCAUUAUACAAUUAUCAGUGGCAAUGGUUAGGUUAAGAUUAGUAGAUUAUUAUAUAUCCUUGUUAACAAAUGUCGUUCAGUAAAAUCUGUAAUUUUAAGGUGAGUUUUGGGAGUGUACAUAAUACAUAUUAUAAUUUUAUAGAGUUGUGAUAUGAUAAAAAAAACAUGCUUUUUAUUAAGGUCUCAUUCGAGUAAAUCCAUUUCAGGAUUGAACAGUUUCACCAUGCCAUUUGAACCCCGAUGUUGUAAAAGUUUUGCAAACUCAGCAAUCCAAUUGGAGCAUUACAAGUACGUUCAGUGAGCCGGAAAGUUUUUGGUCGUUUAUGAAGAUAUACACAGAAUUUUAUCCCUAGCUUGCAAAAAGUGUCGUCGCAUCUAGAAAAUAAUCAUGCACUCUUAUAUAUGGGUAUAUACAUAUAUAUAUUAUUAUAGAGUAUGUGUAACUAACUGGUUCCGCUUAAAUGGUUAAAUUUUGAAAUAACAUAGUUGCAACGUAUCUUAUUUACCAGUUGGUGGAUCAUAUUUGCAUAGAUAUAUGUGUGCGUUAAUAAAAGCUCAUCAUUUGCGAUGAAUGUAAUAAAAACUUGAAAGGACCAUUAUUAUUCACCGAAAAAAGUAAAUUCUCUCAACUUGAACAAUUCUACAGAGGAUCGGAGCAUUGUCGAAAUUUACCACAUUUGAAUCCAUCGAUUCCAUUCAAUUUCCAAACUAAUUAAAACUUUUGUGGCACAACCAAACGAUGCCAGGCUUGAGUCGCUUCUCGAGAUGAAAAUCUACUACUGCUUAUCUCUCGCUGGUUGUUAUAAGUUUCAAUUACUACAAAACUACUUGUUUAGUAAACCGUUUUGUUAUUGGGAUGAAUGCUUCUGGUUCGCAAAUUGCGAAUCGCAAUCCAUAUCUUCCUUACUUUGAAUAUUGGUGAUGUGGCUUAUUAUUGUGUAUCUUGUCCCACGACAAGCAUACAUGUAUUCAGUUCCAUUUACUAUACAAUGCAAAUAAUUGUAUUUGAACACUUUACAUGUUAUUUGUAAAAGUAAAAUCUUACAUUACAGUUAAUGGCAAAGUUGAGAUUCCUCUGUUAACUGAGAGGGAAUAAGAGUAAGAAGGGUAAUGACCUUGCUUCUUGUU
Folsomia candida is the source of this 3254-nucleotide messenger RNA. RefSeq names its product cytoglobin-2. The transcript has 7 exons. Lineage: Eukaryota; Metazoa; Arthropoda; Collembola; Entomobryomorpha; Isotomidae. The record is from RefSeq and is a predicted model, not a curated record. The coding region runs from base 1193 to 1822 and encodes 209 amino acids. Gene Ontology annotation, molecular function: oxygen binding; heme binding.